AUGAAGGUUCUUAUCGUCGGUGCCAGUGGCAUGAUCGGUGGCGAAGCCCUCUUGCAGUGUCUUUCUGAGUCACGCAUCUCCAAGGUCGUCGCAUUUGUGCGACGAAAUCUCCCUGCGCAGGUCUCUGAGCAUCCAAAACUCGAGUGCAUUACAAUCAAGGACUUUGCGAUAUGGCCAGAGGCCGUGUUACAAGCUCAUGCAGACGCGGCGGCCAUGAUUUGGGCGAUGGGAACUUACACGGGAAACACUGCGGCCGACUUGGAAUAUCCUCUUGUAUUCAUUGAAUCCAUGGCAGAGACCCUGAAAACUGUGUCCCGCGCGAAUCGAUUCCGGUACAUUCACCUGAGUGGCAAAUUCGUCAGACAGGAUCAGGAAGAGAAAUUGUGGUUUCUAGAGACACCCCGGAAAUUGAAGGGCUUGAUGGAGACGAGAGCACUCGAGUUUGCCGAGAACAACGCGAACAUUUGGGAGACAUUCAUUCUCAAACCUGGUGGCGUUGUAGCCAAGGAUCCACUAAAAGGCAUCUUUACCUUCUUGACCGCCACGGGCGUAAUACUGGGUAAAAACUGGUCCGUUCGAGUCGAAGAGCUGGGCGCAUAUAUGGCCUAUCUUGCUAUGGGGGGAGAAGAGGAACAGUCUCUCAUCAAUAACGCACGAAUCGUCAGGAAGGGGCGACAAACGUUAGAUUCGCGUACAGAUAGCACCUGA
Purpureocillium lilacinum is the source of this 708-nucleotide messenger RNA. NCBI's taxonomy places the organism in Eukaryota, Fungi, Ascomycota, Sordariomycetes, Hypocreales, Ophiocordycipitaceae. The record is from RefSeq and is a predicted model, not a curated record.